Molecule: messenger RNA, 5276 nt
Organism: Bombus pascuorum
Lineage: Eukaryota; Metazoa; Arthropoda; Insecta; Hymenoptera; Apidae
Product: zinc finger protein 510-like
Exons: 5
Coding region: 782-3256 (824 amino acids)
Biological process (GO): regulation of transcription by RNA polymerase II
Cellular component (GO): chromosome
Molecular function (GO): chromatin insulator sequence binding
Source: RefSeq, a predicted model, not a curated record
UAUCAUCCAUCUUAAGUGGGAUUAGUAUCCUACAUUGAAUUGUGCCGAGUAUUAAAAAGUUCAAGCCAACCGAAUUUCCAUGUUAAGCAAAUUUAGUACGAGGUUUUUUAAUGUAGCAGAUAUGAUCUAUAAUUUGAAGAAAUGUUAUAAUUGUGCUUCAAAUGCACAGCAGAUCAUCGUUGCAGCAGAUCGGAUGUCUACAGCGCGAGUGUCGCAGGCUACGUGUAUGUACCACGCAGAUAUGUUGAUUUUCUCUUAAACUCCAAGCAGAAUUGAAGUCUCUGAUAUUAUAUCAUAUUACCUCCUUUAUUGUUAAUUCUUCUUUGUAGUUAUUUAGGAUCUCUUUUAUGAGAAUAUCGUCAUACUGUGACUUAUGAAAGUAGGAAGCCAAUUGUGGCUGACAUAAUAUCGAAAUAGUAGCCAAUUCACUAAAAGGACAUGAGGCUGCAACUACAGGUUGAAACGCAGCCUAAAGUCUGCUUGGAGCAAGUUGGCUGCUGCUUUCAAUCACAUGUAGAAGCGAGUUCGUUCAUAGCGACGCGCUCAAGAAAAUUCUUCCCAAAAUCUCAAUUAUUGAAAAUCUGAGAUUUCAGUUCAACUCGAAACAAGUCUUCAAGUGAUCAUUGUUUGAAUACGCAUCAGUUUUUCUAAGAAAAAUCUAUUUUUUGUACAUAUUCUACUGUAAAACACACUGGUGAACAUAUGCCAAAUUGUGUGGAGCUGAGUUGAAACAUUAACUUCGAUGCGGUAGCUGAUGUUUUAACCCUCUUCUUAAAUUAAAAUGUUCGAAAACGCAUCUCCUGAUCUGAAACAUGAAUAUUACAGAGAUGAUGAAUUUAUUGAAGAAUUUGAACAUAAACCAUUACUAAUAUGUAUACCUAAAGUAGAACCUCUAUGUUCUAGUACAACUGAUUUAAUUGAAGAUACAUCAAAUGUGAAGGGAGAGAUGACACCAAUUCCUUCGACUAUUCCAUAUAAAAUAAAAGAUCCCAUUAUUUUACUUGAAAGAUGUGAUAAAAUAUGGGAAACACUAAAAGUUAUAAAAAAUGUGCAAGGUACAACUAAGAUUGAUACAUCUAAUGCACUGCCAUCGGCAAUAACGACUUCAAAACCAUUAUAUAUCGAAUACCAACCAGUAUUAGGUAACAACAAUACGGAAUUGCCAAAUUUUAAAUUUUAUGUGAAAUCCAAAAAAAAGUUAUUUCAUUGUUCUAUAUGUGGAAGGCAAUAUACUGAAAAUCGGAGAUUGAGAUAUCAUUCAGAAAAAAUACAUGGUAUUUACAUAGCACCAAGACGACAUCUCAAAAAUCCUGAUAAAGUGAAAGAAAAAGAUCCUAACAUUGUUGAGAAAGAGGAAGAUAAUUCUGAAAAGGUUUCAUUAAAGAAAAGUGAAAAUAAAUUACAUACUGAAGCUUCAUUGUUACAAAAUGUGUCGUCACCAAAUAAUAAUAAUACAGUUGUCCCAAAUCUUCACUCAAGAAGAAGUAAAUCUAAUAGUCUUGUAUGCAAUAAUAAUGAUAAUCAUAUCAAUGGAACUACACAAAAUGACCAAGAAAAGAAAUUAACUAAAGAAGUAAGACAAAAUGAAAAAGUAAUCUCUGCACGAAAUUCUACAGCUUCAUCAACAUGCACAUUGUGUCAACAGGUUGUAAGGAAUAUAAGAAAACACUUAACUGAUUAUCAUAAAAUUGAAUCCCCUGAUUUUAUGUUAAAGAAUUUAGAUAAAACAUGUACUGCCUUAAAAAACAAUAAAUUAAAAAGAAAAUUUUCUAGUGACGAAGACGAAAUUGUGGGUGAAGUUAUUAGAAAAGAACAUGAUAUUCAAAAUAAAAGACGAAAAUUAUCUAAGAAACGCGGGCAAGGCAAUCGUCAAUGUGAUAUAUGCCUUGGUAUUUAUACAAAGAGGAGUUUUUAUGAACAUAUACGUGUUCAUCGUAAUCGUGGAGAAACGAAAGAGAAUUUCCAUUUAUCCAGAAACAGAUAUUUCAAUUCUCCCAUAUACUUACAAUCGAAAUUCAGUUCUGUGCACAUGUCUUUUGAACAUACAAAUAAAGAUAAUUCUGAAUUUCAUAAAAAUAAAGAGAAAAUUAUGCAAAAUGAGAAUAAGAGUAACAAUAUAUCAGAUAUAAAGUAUUAUGACAAACAUAAACAUAUUUGUUUAUGUGGGAGAGUAUUUCGUAAUCCCUAUACAUUGUUUAUGCAUAAAAAAGUAUGUACUUUUAUAAAUGAUGUGAAUCAACCAAUAAUAGAAAGUAAUGUAAAUAGAAAAAGUCGAUAUGAUACAAGAAGUGGUUCUGGUAGAGAUUCUGGGCUUGGAAUUAACAUAACAAUAAAGAAAAAGAAUGAUUCUUAUGAAAUUAUUGACAAAGAUAAUACAAGUGAAGAUAAUAUUACAAGAUUACAAUUACAAGAUUUCAAUCAUCCAAAAGACUUUAAUUUGUCUAAUGAUGUUCUAAUAUUAGCUAAAUAUAGUGAGAAACAUAGUAUUUUGAAGAUCCAAUCUGCUGAUGAAAAUAUUGAUAUUGACAUUGAAGAAGAUUCACAAACCAAUUCCUGCGAUGAUGUUAUUUGUGGUUCCUCAAGUGAAAUAGUAAGUAAUUUGUGCAAAGAAGAAAAGCAACAAGAAAUAACAGAACCAAAUAAUAUAUCUUACGCAAAGAAUGUUAAGUCAAAACUUGGCAAACAAUCUAAUAGUGUUACAGUAACUUUUGCUAAAAGAUAUAAUAUUUGUGUAUGUGGCUCUAAAUUUUAUACUAAGAAAGCUCUCGACAUUCAUACUAGUAAACAUCAUUUAAGAUCAGAACUGUUAUGUGGAUACUGUAAAAUUAGUCUUCCGAAUGCUAUGGCAUGGAACAAGCAUUGGUGUUCUGUUAAUGAAGGAAAACGGUUUAUAUUUGUACCAAUGGAGCUUAAGUGUCAUCAUUGCAGCGACAUUCUAAAUACAUAUAAAAAGUUUGAUGAACAUAUUAAGCAUAAACAUUCUGAUCCUGUAGUACCAUUUCAAUGUUUUUAUUGUUCUAAACGGUUUUCUAAUAUUACAUCUCGUAAAAUGCAUUCUGAUGCUGAUCAUGAAGUAACCACCUGUUCUAUAUGUAAUAACAAAUGUGAUGAUGUUAUGAAAUCCAGGCAUAAAGCAUAUCAUUAUGGACUUGGAUUUCCUUGUCAUUAUUGUAAAAGAACUUACGGCAGUAAAAACUAUUUGUUAAGACAUAUGAGAAGAGUUCCUCAUCAUUCUAACAUGAAUCAUCUUUCAUAAAUUUUGUAAAUUUUAUAAAGAAAAGUGGAAUACUCAAAAAGUCAUGAAGAUGUCAUAAUAAUUUCACUGAAAUAGAUCAUUUAAACACGUAGUUUGAUUUGUGAAUGAAAUUAACUAUAAUAUGAUUUAUACUUCAUUUCACUACUUUUCCUUUUUUUUUCUAAUUAAGACAGUAAUAAAUAAUACCCUUAGUUAUAAAAUAUCAUUUUAUUAUAUAUGUUAUAUAUUUUCAAUGUAAUGAAAUAUGCAUAUUAUAUUGGAAAGAUAUGCUAUGCUACAUUGUCUAGUGUAUAAAAUAAUGUGAUUAUAUAUUAAAUAAGUAAAUAUGUAUAUAAAAGUGUAGGUUUAAGCGAUGUAAAGGUGAAUAAAAAUUUCAUAGUUUGAAAUAUUAUAAUAAUAUCUAAUUUUUAUUCUUUAGAUACACAAUAGAAAAUUUAACUCAAUUGUAAUCAUAAGUAAAGUUUUAACAUCAAAUGAUUAAGUAAAUAUUGUAAGAAGUCAUAGUGAUUGAACAUUAAAAAAACUACUGUUUUUAUUAUAUAUAUGUAUAUAUAUAAUUUAAAUAUGUAUAUUUUUAACACAUUUCUGACAGAGGGAUUUAUCUAAAUACAUUUGUAUAUACCCCCGAGUAAUUCGGAUAACACAAGACGCAUUGAUUCAAUGUGUUAAUGAUAGUACAUAUGUAUUUAGAGAGAUAGUUUAUAGCUAUAAAUAUAGUUUUAUUUACGUUAAUUAUAAUUUAAUUGUUAAUUCUCUUUAGUUAUCAAUUGCAUGUACAUAAGAAUGAAAACAAAAUACGGAAGUAUACCUACAAAAUAUUAACGAGGCAAAUGCUUUGUAGUUAAUAAAUAUGUUACAUAGUUAUUAUUAAAACCGUUUUUUCUUUUUAGGUAAUAUUAAUUUAUCAAUAUUGAUUGUUAUGUAAGUUUUUAGUUCGAUUCGUUUUAUAUCGUAGAACAUAAGAAUUAAUUAAGUAUUGAUAUUCUUUUACUGUUUAUAUUAAAGAUGUGAUUUUUUUGGAUUAAGAAACUUCUUUUAUGUAUUUAUGUAUUUUUAUUUGGACACGUCGUGAACUGUUUCACAUUAAAAUAUACUGUUGGAAACAUAAAUGUUAGCACACUAUUGAAAGCAGAAUAACUUUUUCAAAAUUUGAUUAAAAGUCUUGAACUUUUCUGGGGAGCUAGAAGGAUUAGUUUAUUACAUUUAAAAACAUUUUUGAAAAAAUUCCAGUUGGUCGAAGUAGCGAAGAAAAUACUUAAGGUCAUUUUUUACAACUUUUUUAUCGGAACCUGUAACGAAAAUUUAAAAAAUACAUGUUGUAGAUUUAUAUUCUUUACACACAUGCCGAAAAUUUUAUUGAAAUCGGUUGAUGCAGAAACAAGCAACAGGCAUCGAAAGAUGAACAAAAAUGUAGAGUUAUCACAGUUAUAGGCCGUAGAGUAAUAAAUAAAAUUACAGAAAUCUGCCAUUUUUAUCAUUUUUAAUCGUUUGUAGCUCAUAGCAACGUUAACCGCUUUUGAUGAAAUUUUCAACAUAUGUAUAACUGAUAUAAAUCUACAAAACGGAUUUUUUAAAUUUUCGUUACAGGGUCAGAUAAGAAAAUUGUAAAAAUCUUCACGAUUCUGACCAACUGCAAUGUACAAAAAAAAUUUGUUUCUCUUCAUCUAGGAAAUUAAUCCUUCUAAUUCCUCAAAAAUUUUAAGUCGUUUGGAGCAAUUCUAAAAAAUUAUUGUAUUUUAAAAAUUGUACUAAUAUUUAUCAAGUUCCUAACUGCAUAUCAAUUAUUUUAUAUAUUAUGUAUUAUACCUUUACAAGUAUAAACUACAAUGAACUUUAAUGUAAAUAAUAAUUUAUCUUUUAUGAUUUUAUAAUACAAAUUCAAUACGAAUUCUCAUUCCGAUGUUGAAGUGUUAAAUAAUAAUAAAUACCACCCUGUGAAUCAUGUGCAAAUGUAAAUGUAAUGGCAUAUUAAUAUUGAUUGUGAAGAUAAAGGAGAAAAAUAAAGCAACUUCGGUUUGAA